Osmia lignaria (orchard mason bee) is the source of this 3959-nucleotide messenger RNA. It is a transcript of the gene Drep4, whose product is annotated as DNA fragmentation factor-related protein 4. Gene Ontology annotation, cellular component: cytoplasm; nucleus. The record is from RefSeq and is a predicted model, not a curated record. Gene Ontology annotation, molecular function: DNA endonuclease activity. Lineage: Eukaryota; Metazoa; Arthropoda; Insecta; Hymenoptera; Megachilidae. Gene Ontology annotation, biological process: apoptotic DNA fragmentation; apoptotic process.
GCCGGACCGAGAAGCGUCAUUCCUUCCCCGUGAUCCGUCGACGGUAGAACCACUCUUUCUUCUCUUCGCACACCCUUUCUCGUCCUUUUUCCUCGUCGAGUGAUACGUGUGCGGUUGCUUACCAAACGGCAGUCAUCAUCUUUGUAACAGCAACAAGCUUCUUCGAUUUAGUUUUCUUCUUUCCUAUCCUUCUGUCUCGCUCCGUCUCAUUCCUUUCCCCACUCUUCAAGUUCCCCUUCCGUUGGUCGACGUUGACCGAUAAGCGAAGCGUUCCACUGUCAGGGUCGAAGAAAGAAGAGGUCGGGGUCCGUGCCAGCUGUUCGCGAGCUCGUGUCCGCUAUUCAACCCGUUCUUGAACUUCGUUCUUCUUGGUCCCUGAUCAUCCACGGACGACACAGUGUCUGGGACACAGUGUCUGUUCACCAUGUCGCUCAUCACCGGCUGCUUCCGACGACUGACCGAGGCGCCAACCAGAACCGAGUUGAAAGGGUACAAGGUAACGGACGUGAACCGUACACGAAAAUUCGGCGUCGCCUGUAGGAGCCUUCAGGAGCUGAAACGGAAAGCCUGCGCUAAAUUAAACGUGACGAACGAUCUUGCCGAAGUCAACGUUUUCCUGUUGGACGGUUCACUGAUCGACGAAGAGUACUUUUCCACGCUCGAACCUCAGACAACGAUCAUUAUACAGAAGCCUGGUGAGAAGGUUUUAACAGACGCGGACCUGCUGUACGAUACCUUGAGGCGAGUCAACAUCGAUUUCCUGACUGCCGGUAUCAAGGCGUCCGAGUUCCUCACAGAGCACCUUAAAACCAAGGUCGCUAUUCUAAAUAACGCGUUGAACAAAGACGACUCGAAGACGACGUUCAGCACGAGGGACGAGCAUCCGGAAUGGUUCCGUGGCUUGGAAACCAACUGUACAACCAAAGAAGCGUAUAUGCAUCGCAAGUGUCAAGACAGGGUACGCGGCUACCUUUACAAAACGAUCGAUCAGAUCAAAUCAUCGGAGACGUUUGCAAAGGAUCCUCGAGCCAGGAAACAGCUGUUGUACGCGAUAGCUUUCUUUAAAAUGCAGUUGAAAGAGGACCACUAUUUUGGCCACUAUUUCGAUAGAACUCGAGCUAAGAUGGAGUCAUUGAAUAGUGUUGACGAAAGUGAUUCCUCGGUUUGCUACGAUCAUUGUCCCUGUAGGCUGAGCUGUUUGGACGGCAGCACGUACUUCCGUUUAUUCGGAACAAUGAAUCAAUCCUGCGUGGAUGGCGCGAGAAAGAAGGGCACGCAAACGGAUUCAAUAUCCGACGAGGAACAGGAAGCGGAGAACAAUUAUCCUUACACUGUUAAAAGGAAUGACAGGGUGUCUUGUGUAGCGAUGUGCGAUCACAAGGGUGAAUUUAGGUGCUGCGGUAUUUGGAAUGCGGAGAAGUGUUCGUACGGGGACAGGCACAAAAUCAACCCUUACAGAUCGAGGGAAGAGCUUAUACUGUUUUCUACGUGGAAUUUCGAUCAUAAGAUCGAGAGAUCGAGAACCUUGAUACCGAUGCUUUUGAAGUUGUCAUCGCAAGGAAUAGCCAACGAAACGGACAUCCUCGAUAUUUAUGACAAUCUUUUCACUCUAAAGAAUUUGAGGCUGGUGCACAUCGUGUGCCACGAUAAGGGCUCGCACAAAUAAUUUAAUCUAAUACCAGGCUAAUUUGUUGGGAAGGUGAUCAAAUACGUAGAACGAGCUCUGAACGUAAAUCUAAUUGUUCGUAUGAAAACGCACCUACCUACUUGUAAACUGCUGUUAAUAGUUGAUAGAUUUAAACGUUUAUUAAUGUCGUAUCCGAUCGUAAUUCCGUUGCGCCGCAAAAAUCACAAGCAAUAACGAUCGACGAACUAUUUUCUUCUGGCUGGUAGAUCGUAAGUCAUCUUUCCUAGACUACAAUAUUGAGACUUAAUAACGAUACUGCACUAAUGAUUUUUUAUACGUUUAUCUUAUUAACGAUAAAUCUGACUAUAUGCACCGUAACAGUGAAUGUAAAGUAAAAAGAUCACACGAACUUCUCGAUCUGUUGUUACACUCUUGGUAAGAAUGGUAGCCGUUGAUAAUGUAAACACAGACUUUUAGAGAAUCAUAAACGACAACUUUUUUAACACAUUUUUAACGACUUCUUUACGUAUAACUAUCGAUAUUGUAAACUUUCUAUCGAAAUCUCGCUGAGUACAGCGAAACGAUGUUUAUUCUUCUUCGUGCACAAACAAAAAGGGGACCUCCCUCGCGAGGGAGCCUUGAUUUAUCGUACAGGGUUGGGCGCAAUGGAAUAAUCACGGAUCUAAAGAGAAUUUAUUGAAACGAGUCGAAUAUGCUCGUUGAAAGGACUGUUGCUUAAUUGCUUGGAAUUUUGCAAGAAACUGAUCUGAAAUCAAAAAGACAGUCCUCACUUUUGGACGGGUUAGAGAUUAUCUUUAGAAAGUGUACUCUCUAGGAUUCGAGUAUCUUUCGAAUAUUUUUCAUUCGACUGGUCGAUCAAUGACAAAACCGAAGUUCUGAUAUACAUAUACAUAUAUUAUACAUAUUCGUUACUAAAUUUAGAAGAUAUAUAUAUAUAUAUAUAUAUACUACAUUGUACAUCACAGAUCAAUACUUAACACUAAAAGGGUAGCAAUAAUGUUACAAUAAAUUUUUUGCUGUAAUUUGGCAAAUAAAUAAAAUACAUUUCAGAAAACAAUUUGUUUGCCCUAAACAAUUUAAAUAUUAUAAAUAUGGCCAGGAUAUUGAAUAUUGAUCUGUGAUAUACAACUGGUUCAUCCUAUACACGUAUACAUACGAAAUAUGAAUAUGAAAAAUGAUAAAAACAUUUUAGAGUCCUGUGUGAUAUACCCGAAGCGGUGCUUCUUCCGGACAAAUAAAAAGCACGAGGCAAAUCAAACGGAAGGACUCGAUUCGAAUUGUAUCUUUUUGAUAAUUCUUCUUUUGAUAUGAUUUCCACUACUUGUUUCAUCAGGAAACAAAAGUAUCGUCAAUUCGAAUCACUCUUUUUAUAACAUCCGAAUCGAUGACGAUGAUAAAUAACGGGGAAUAAUUACGGCUAAUGAUUUAGUGAAUUUCAGUUGAAAUAUCGCCAGGGUUCUGUUCGACGUUUGGUUGGUGCGAUUUCUUCGUCACGAACGUGUCGAAAAUUGCUGGGUUGUAGAUUUCUUUGUACACGCGAACAAGUCGUUUCUUGUCUUUGACGAGUCGUCGAAGUUGCUGGUAUUUCGUAUACAAAGUAAAUAUGUAUGUAGUAUGCAAGAUUUUCGUGCUUUAGUUUGCAAGCUUUGUUACAUUUUUUUUUUCAAAGAAAGUAACAUGAAAUUGUUCGAGUGAAACAGUGGAAUCAAUAAUUUCACAAAGAAUAUUAGUUUCGUUUCAAAAUUUUCAGUAUACUCCACGGAAAAACCUCAGAGCUUUAUUGAUUUUUAAUGCUCAGUUCGAAGUUACUUUAAUUAAAUAAAGUUAGUUAACUCUAACAACUCGAAGCACUCGUAAAUAAAAUUCGCUCGUGUGUCGAAAAGUAAUAUAUAUUAUAAGGGUGUCUUUGAAAUGGGGUUACAACAUUUAUAAACGUUUUUUACAUCUGAAAGUUAAAAAAGGUUUUGAAACUACCGCUUUUACCUUCCAUGGAUGGAAAAAAACUUCAGUAAACGUCAUGAUAACCAUUCAAAGAUACUCUGCAUAUUAUCGUGAUAAGCUCGAACCAAAACAGAAAAGAAUAUUUUUGUGGAAAAUAUCGCGUACAAAGAAACCUGAUAAUGUAUCUCGAUCGACGCGGCACGCAAAGUAAAAUUUAAGAAAAAAUAAAUUGCAAUACAUCUUCGUAGGCUACAUAUAAGCAUACUUAUUUUUCAAUGUAAAACGACUGUGUAGCACUACUCUAGGCAAAUAUACAUCUAUUUUAGGUACGAGAGAUUGAGAGAGAAAGAGAGAGGAGAUGGAAGAGAAC